AGAAUUGAAUGCUUGCAGGACUUGGAUUGUUGAAACCAUUUACACAUAGGAAAUUACGACAAUACCCGUGAAUAUGUCAGCAAUUUGCUUUUAAGUGCAUCCACAUCCUUAUUGGUAAGCAAAAAUAAACAUUUUGGGCCAAGAGAGGGCCCACGAAAGUUGGAUGAGCCCAUAUAUCAGACACAUCAUAAGCUUAUAAAUCCACGUGUAGUUUGGCUUUGCAUGCCAGCUAUGCAAUCAGACACAACUAACGUUUUGGUCCCCACCAUCUACCAAGAUUAGGAUAAGGCUCGUUGCCUUUUUUAUUACUUUAAUAUUUUAAAAUCGUCAAAAAAAAUAUUAAAUUUAAUUGCAACGUUUAAAAUAGUAUUAUAAGCAGAUUCGAGUAUAUCCGUAACCCUCCUAUGCCAAAACCAUUGGCCAAUCUGACGUGGAAACUGCUGUCUCACCGAAAACAUGCCUAUUCUACUAUCACAAACCAACAAAAUAUUGCCACAUAGGCCAAGAACCCGGACUAUCAUGUUCGCCGCGGCCCGUUCGUCCAUCGGUUGCAGGUGGGUCCAACUCUUACUCAAAAACUUUAGUAUAAAAUAGCUGUCCCCGGAGGAUUCACUCAAAUCACGUGGUUCCCAAAUUCUAAAGGCCGGAGAGAGAUCAUGCCCGGAGUAGCGGCUAGACUUCCAGUGACUCCCUGGAGUUCCGACGACACUCUCAAAUUCUCCGGUGACUCGGAGAGUUUAGGUGAUAUGGUUUUCGGGUUUUUAGGGGAAGACUCGUCAGGGAGUUCGUGUAACUCCGGCGGCGGUUGGGUUCAUGGUGAAGAUUGCGGCGACGGUGCCGAUGGGGAAGAGGGGUUUGACAAUGUUGAGGGGAGUAAGGCGUUUUGGGAGGAACAAGACCAACUUGUUCAGGCAAUUUUGUGUAGGACGAGUUCUAUUGAGUCGAAAAUUAGGCGGGUGACGAAAGAGGCCCUUAGGGAAUUAAAAUCGAAAGAAACAUACUGUGUAUGCCGGCGACCGGUUGCCAGAGUAUGCCAAAAUUGUGCGGAAAAGGAAGUUUGGGGUCAGCUCCAAACCGCCGGUUACAAUAGUGCCAUCUGCAAGUCCAAGUGGAAGUCCUCUCCGGAUAUUCCAUCAGGCGAGCACUCGUAUAUGGAGGUGGUGGACAGGUCAAGUGCCAAGAAAGGAGAGGUGAGAGUGGUGAUUGAGUUGAAUUUUCGGGCGGAGUUCGAGAUGGCGAGGGCUAGCGCAGAAUAUAACCUGUUAGUCAGCCGGUUGCCGGAGGUAUUCGUCGGAAAAUCUGAGAGGCUAAAGGCCUUGAUCAAGAUACUAUGCCAUGCAGCCAAGAAAUGCAUGAAGGAGAAGAAAAUGCACAUGGGUCCAUGGAGAAAGCACAAAUACAUGCAAGCUAAGUGGUUUGGCACGUGCGAGAGGACAUCGCCGGCACCCAUGUUGCCUGUUGAUUUUCCCGGCCGUCUACCCAGGCAGAGGGUCUCCAUGCUUACCUUCGACCUGCUGGAGAAUUUGCCGGCGGCCGGUUUAAAUUUUAAGGCGGUGGAAGUUGUGUGAUGAGCAACAAAGUUUUGUCCCUCUAGUUUUGUAGUGUCUUGUGGGGUAACGCCACAUUAAAUGAGAGAAUAAAUGGAAUUUCCAUGAAUGAUAUCUUAA
Molecule: messenger RNA, 1667 nt
Organism: Vitis riparia (riverbank grape)
Lineage: Eukaryota; Viridiplantae; Streptophyta; Magnoliopsida; Vitales; Vitaceae
Exons: 3
Coding region: 657-1568 (303 amino acids)
Source: RefSeq, a predicted model, not a curated record